Trypanosoma cruzi is the source of this 723-nucleotide messenger RNA. RefSeq lists its product as uncharacterized. Lineage: Eukaryota; Euglenozoa; Kinetoplastea; Trypanosomatida; Trypanosomatidae. The transcript has a single exon. The record is from RefSeq and is a predicted model, not a curated record. The coding region runs from base 1 to 723 and encodes 240 amino acids.
AUGCAGCAAAAGUGCGAAGUUCAUAUUUCAGGGGUGACUUUUUCGUAUCUUGUAUCCUCGGUUCUGAGUUUGUGUGGUGCUACAAAGCGGAACUACAAUUUAUUUGGUCAUUACGAAGUUCGUGAAGGCGACACUGACAAUACAGAAAAUUUGUCAGUGUUAGAGGCAAUUGUGACAACAGUAUUACCUUUGGGAGUGUUACCGCCUGAGGGAGCCACCUUUUUGGGGUAUGCGUCGGCUCGAAGAUCUGGGCCUCACAAACUUUCCUUUGAGGACACUAGGUUUUUGCUCGGAAAAAAAAUUUUGUUUGACACCCAAAGUGAAAGUUUUUCUUCUUCGUACCCUUUAUUAUUGCUUUUGGUGACAUUCCACCCAGACGCAUCUCCUUCAACUGGUACAAAUACGUUGGAAUAUUCUGUUAUUCAAUCAGUAUACCCAUUCGACUCUGCCAAAUACUCCUUUACAAAUAAAAAUUUCGUUCCGCUGAAGGUUGAUAAUAUGGUUGACUCUCUUUCGGGCUUCAUCAGCAUUAGUAGUUUAGGGUGUCACAACCCAAGUGAUAAGUUGCGUUUGCCUUUUUUCGUGAAUCGUCCACGGGUUGCUGAAAUUACCUUUGAGCACUCCGUUUCGGAAAUGGAAGAUGCAAGUAGGAAAAUACAGGUGCUUUUCCAACGUCUAACGGACCUGAAAAGGAUUCUCUCUGAAAAGAAAGUAUCCCAUUAA